Molecule: messenger RNA, 276 nt
Organism: Necator americanus (New World hookworm)
Lineage: Eukaryota; Metazoa; Nematoda; Chromadorea; Rhabditida; Ancylostomatidae
Exons: 2
Coding region: 1-276 (91 amino acids)
Molecular function (GO): serine-type endopeptidase inhibitor activity
Source: RefSeq, a predicted model, not a curated record
AUGAGGUGCCUUCUAUUGGUUUUGUUUUGCAUAACGGUGAUCAACUGCGAAUAUGCAUCUGUGAACAGGUUCAAAAGAAUGUCAGCUGCAGAGAGGUGCAAUGCACCCAUGCAUGUAUCAAAUGUUGUUGAUAUGUUGUGCAUGCGUGCCACCAGGAGAUAUACUUACAAUGAAGAGAAGAAUAUAUGCGAAUCGUUCGCCUACGGUGGGUGCGGUGGAUCUCCAAACAUCUUCAAAACACUUGAGGAAUGCCGGAAAAAAUGCGUUAAACGCUGA